AUGGCACGCCUACCUUCCUCAAACAACAUCGUCAUCAUCAUCGUUAUCGUCGUCAUCAUCAACAACAACGUAAUCGGGUCAUUUGGCUGGCGUCGGCAGCUGACACUCCUAGCUCGCACGCAGGAGGUGAAGGAGCCACCAACAAUCUUUGCACCGCAGGCGGUUCGACAGCUGCAGCCGAAGCCAAUGGUCAGGCCGCCAGGAAUGCCAGCCCAGGUGAUCCCUGCUGCUUGCCCUUGUCAGCAGCGCCCCAUGCCCCACUUCGUGCAGCCUGUCCUCGCGGCGCCUCCUCCCCCGUCAUUCCCGCAAGUUCCCGGCAAGUCCUUGGCAUUCGCGCCGAAGUCGGCCCCGAUUCUUCCAAGGCAGACACUCUUCGCUCGUCAUGCCAGCCCGCCUCCUGGCAGGCUUCUGGUCACAAGGCAGACCUUACCUGCGCAACUGCCGGCUUGGCUGAUGCAAGCCCGGGCAUUGCCUUCGUCUCCCCGUCGGACAGCGACGCCGCUGCGGUUUGCUUCUGGACAGGCGCCUGUCUUCGCACGCCAUGCCUCGCCACAGCCUGUUCGGCAAUGA
Molecule: messenger RNA, 570 nt
Organism: Symbiodinium sp. CCMP2592
Lineage: Eukaryota; Dinophyceae; Suessiales; Symbiodiniaceae
Source: the annotation of a GenBank genome assembly